This is a messenger RNA of Brenthis ino (lesser marbled fritillary), 537 nucleotides long. The record is from the annotation of a GenBank genome assembly. Lineage: Eukaryota; Metazoa; Arthropoda; Insecta; Lepidoptera; Nymphalidae.
AUGGUUAAUUUAGUCGAUACUCUUAUGAUUAAUACGGUGACGGAAGGAGCAAUGAAUAUUUUACGCAAUAUCGGCAUAUUUAAAACAAAAUCUGUUUCUCCACCUCCACCUGUUCUGAUCAAAAUGCCGUUGUGGGAGUUAGCACAAGAAGCAGGUCCUUUUGUAAGGAUCGCAGGACUUAGUGGGGCGGCUGCUGUUGUUUUGGGUGCAAUGGGAGCUCAUCGUACUUUCCCGGAAACAGAAACAAAGGAAGACCUAAAGAAAAUAUUUGAAACAUCAAAUAGAUUUCACUUUUUACAUACACUGGCUCUCAUGACUGUACCUCUUUGCAGGAGACCAUAUAUUGCUGGCGCAUUCUUUAUUGUUGGAAUGGGCCUCUUCUGUGGAACCUGCUACUAUCAUGCUUUUACCGGUGAAAGAAAAUUCAGACGUCUAACACCUAUUGGGGGCUCUUGUCUUAUAUUGGGAUGGAUUGCAAUGGUGGAAAGUGAAUAUUUCUUGGACACUGCUAUAUUGCUAACUACAAUUCUACCAGUU